AUGGCGUCAAGUUUAUCUGUCGAGUGCGUCCAUCAUCUGUUGGGGUUUGUGGAUUGCGGCAAGACCCUCACGGUGUGCGAGCGUGUGGCCACCUUGUGGCGCCAGGCUAUACACCUCGCCGACCAGCAGCUGUGGAGGCAUAUGUGUGACCGUCACAACAUAUGGCAGACCGGCACUCGGUCAGUGAGCUCCCCAUCGACGCGCGAGCAGUCGCAGACGUCGUCUCUGUGUGUCUAUGUGUGUGUUUUGUGUGUCAGAUCUCGUGGCCGGCUGCCGUGGAAGACUCUGUACAAGCAGCGGCUGUGCCUCGAGUGCUGCCAACCUGCCGCUGUCAUACUCAAUGGAGAAAAACGUAAGGCAACCAGCCGGUGAGGUGUGUGUCAUGUGACGGCAUGUUUGUAUGGUGUCGUGUCGCGCGGCUGCAGGCAGCUUGUUUCCCACAUUUCCCCUGUGUUACGCGUGUCUGAAGGUGGGAGGAGGGCGGAGGGGGGAGGGGGGACACACACACACACAGACUCGCCCACUCAUCACAUGAUCCAUGUCAUCUGUCGGUGUCGUGUUGUCCAUCCGUCUGUUCGUCUGUCGGGCUGGCAGACCAAUCCGAAGAACAAGGACUCCUUCCCUCGCGUCAACAGAAACCUCCACGGCACUGACGACCUACUCCACUUCAAGGUAGCCACGACACUCCUACACGCACUCCAACACGCAACCAUUGAUGCCUCGUCUGUGUGUGUGUGUGCAUUCAGCUGGUACUGGAGAACUAUCAAAACGACAUAGUGACGGAGCGGAAGCAGAAGGCCAAGAAGCGUGCCGCUGCUGCUGCCGUCGCCGGUGGUGGUGGCGCAGGUCGUGGUGGGGGCGUCACACGCGGCCGUGGUGGCCGGGGUAGGGGGAGAGGUGGGGGUGGCACGUACAUCACGUGGAGGGUGUAGCUAGCGUCAAUGGUCAUGUGUGUCCGUCCGGAUGGGCGUGGCCUCUUUUCUCUUGUGUGUGGGUCGUUUGCAUUGCAUCUGUCUGGGUCGUGUCUGUCGAGUUGUGGUCCCUCUCUUGUGCAUCACGCGCCGAGGAGGGACCAUUGUCAGAAUCACGCGACGAGGACGGUCUGACGAUGGUCGGUCCCUCCUCGUAGCGUGGUGGAUUGGCAGGGCGGCGAAGCACAUCCGACACGUGGCAACGAUGAGUGACGGCGUGAUGCGGUGGGUGAAUGUGCACGAUGGAUAACAUCUGGGCGCGACGGGAGUCUCUCUCCUCGUGUGGAUGAGUGCCUGGUGUCCGGUUGCACGUGUGAGUGUGUAUGUGGUGUGGUGUGGACGCCAUGUGGUGUAGGUUUCUCCCGCAAUGUUCGUAAGCAUUGUGCGGCAGACCUGCACCGCAGAGAGGGCUUCCACAGCACAGCACACACACAUCACCAGGUGCACGGAGCACACUGGUGUGAGUGAAUUAGCCAGCUCUCAGCGAUGGGGCCGACAAAUUGUGUUCUGUGGACACUGCACGUUUGCCAUCGUGUUGCUAUGGAUGAUCGUCCUUUCUCC
Messenger RNA from Vitrella brassicaformis, 1532 nucleotides. The record is from the annotation of a GenBank genome assembly. NCBI's taxonomy places the organism in Eukaryota, Vitrellaceae.